AUGGACCUCACUCUUCUGUGGGUGCUUCUACCACUGGUCACUGUGGCCUGGGGCCAAUAUGGUGACUAUGAGUAUCCAUAUCAGCCAUAUCAUGAUUACAGUGACGAUGGAUGGGUGAAUCUGAACCGGCAGGGCUUCAGCUUCCAGUGUCCCCAGGGACAGGUGGUGGUAGCUGUGAGAAGCAUCUUCAGCAAGAAGGAAGGUUCUGACAGACAAUGGAACUAUGAGUGCAUGCCCACACCUCAGAUCCUCGGGGAGCCUACCGAAUGCUGGUGGGAGGAGAUCAACAGGGCUGGAAUGGAAUGGUACCAGACGUGCUCCAACAAUGGACUGGUGGCAGGGUUCCAGAGCCGCUACUUUGAGUCAGUGCUGGAUCGAGAGUGGCAAUUUUACUGCUGUCGCUACAGCAAGAGAUGCCCAUAUUCCUGCUGGCUAACAACAGAGUAUCCAGGACACUAUGGUGAGGAGAUGGACAUGGUUUCCUAUAAUUACGAUUAUUAUAUGCGAGGAGCAACGACUACUUUCUCUGCAGUAGAAAGGGAUCGCCAGUGGAAGUUCAUAAUGUGCCGGAUGACUGACUAUGACUGUGAAUUUGCAAAUGUUUAG
This is a messenger RNA of Orycteropus afer afer, 606 nucleotides long. It is a transcript of the gene DPT, whose product is annotated as dermatopontin. The record is from RefSeq and is a predicted model, not a curated record. NCBI's taxonomy places the organism in Eukaryota, Metazoa, Chordata, Mammalia, Tubulidentata, Orycteropodidae. Gene Ontology annotation, biological process: collagen fibril organization. Bases 1 to 606 code for a protein of 201 amino acids. Gene Ontology annotation, molecular function: extracellular matrix structural constituent. Gene Ontology annotation, cellular component: extracellular matrix. The transcript has 4 exons.